Messenger RNA from Pungitius pungitius (ninespine stickleback), 3861 nucleotides. RefSeq names its product protein phosphatase 4, regulatory subunit 1-like (gene ppp4r1l). Gene Ontology annotation, biological process: protein dephosphorylation. The transcript has 20 exons. Gene Ontology annotation, molecular function: protein phosphatase regulator activity; protein binding. Bases 125 to 3070 code for a protein of 981 amino acids. The record is from RefSeq and is a predicted model, not a curated record. Lineage: Eukaryota; Metazoa; Chordata; Actinopteri; Perciformes; Gasterosteidae.
CCGGUGAUUACCAGCAUCAGGAAGUGCCUUCAGGAAGUAGUUUUCUACCGUGUUUGAGUGACAGCUGUGCGGCGGUGACAGCCCACACGGGACGGCAGCCCGCAGAGCCGAGCCGAUACUCAAGAUGGCAGGUCUAUCUUUAUACUUUGAAGAUGGCCAUGAUGAUCUCGAUGAUUUUGGAUUUGAUGACUAUAGUUCAGAGUGCGACGGUAUCCGCAUCACAGCCUUCCUCGAUGCAGGACAAGACAACCUAACUCCUCUUGGGAGGCUAGAAAAGUAUGCCUUCAGCGAGAAUGUCUUCAACAGGCAGAUCGUGGCGCGCGGCCUGCUUGAUGUGCUUCGAGAGUUCAGUGACAAUGAAAAUGACUUUAUCAGUGUCAUGGAGACAGUGGCCAGAAUGUCAGAAGAUGGAGAGCCCACAGUGCGAGCCGAACUGAUGGAGCAGGUCCCCAACAUUGCCAUGUUCUUGCACGAGAGUCGGCCCAACUUCCCAGCAGCUUUCUCAAGAUACCUGGUCCCCAUUGUAGUCCGAUAUCUCACAGAUCCAAAUAACCAGGUGCGGAAGACCAGCCAGGCAGCGCUGCUUGUUCUGUUGGAGCAGGGCCUCAUCUCUAAAGCCGAUAUGGAGACCAAAGUUUGUCCAGUUCUGCUCGACCUCACAGAACCCAGCAGUGAUGAUGACUACAAAAUCGAGGCCGUCUCGAUGAUGUGCAAAGUGGUCACCAUGCUGGGAAAAGACACCGUGGAGCAUCUCCUGCUGCCGCGCUUCUGCGACCUGUGCAGUGACGCCCGACUCUUUCAAGUCCGCAAGGUCUGUGCUGCAAAUUUCGGAGAGUUUUGUUCUAUUGUUGGUCAGGAGGCCACAGAAAAACUACUGAUGCCCAAGUUCUUCGACCUGUGCUCAGACAGUCUGUGGGGCAUCAGGAAAGCCUGUGCAGAGUGCUUCAUGAUGGUCUCCAAUUCUACCUCUCCAGAGGUGCGACGUACUAAACUGUCCCCCCUGUUUAUCAGCCUCAUCAGUGACCAGUCUCGCUGGGUGCGACAGGCUGCCUUUCAGUCUUUAGGGCGCUUCAUCUCCACCUUCGCCAAUCCCUCCAGCACCGGCCUCCGCUUCAGAGAAGACGGCACCCUGCUAGACGUCCCCAGGUGUACAUUGGACAGCGAGUGCUCCCUAAACUCUCUGAACUGCUCCGGGAUCAGCGUGUGCCACACCGCACGCACCAUCGCUCACACGCCUCCCAACCAGGACGGUCGCGCCACGCCGUCCCCCGAGCACGUCUCCGCCGCCGACGGCGAGGAAACGCACAGCUUCGACGACAACAGCUACACUUCGGUCUCCAGAGAGACGCGAAGCGGCUUCACCCGCACCGCCUCCAGCGGCAAGGCCGGCCCCACCACCACAAACAAUGCUAAGAACUCGAGAGACACGGAGCAGACGGACCAGAACUUUAACUCCUUCAACUACUGGAGAUCUCCUUUACCAGACAUAAGCGGCGAGCUGGAGAUGCUAAAGAGUGACAAGUCUGAGGUGGGAAUGGAGCAGGGCGAGAAGAAAGCGGAGGAGGAUAAACCUGAUUAUCCCGAUUCCAAGUUGAGCCCUGGAAAAGCCACCAGUGACCAGAUCCAGAAGGUCCUGGACUGUUUGCAACCGCACAUGGAUGACCCCGAUGUACAAGCUCAAGUACAGGUGUUGUCGGCGGCUCUGAAAGCGGCGCAGCUCGACGGCCCGGACGACGACGGCCUGACGGAGCCGGAGGAGCCGCCCGAAGACGACGCCGACAGCCCUCCUGUGGAGAGCAAGUCCGUGGAGGUCCAGUCCGAGAGCAGAGAGAGUCCCACAGAAGAGGAGCAGACGGUGGAGCCGCCUCCGGCCUCAGAGUCCAGUCCCGUCCAGGAGCAAGGGGACGAGGAGACGCAGACGGAGCCCCUGGAGGACCAGGAAGAGUCUCCUCCCGACUCCCCCAUUCAGGAGUCUGAAUUGAUUGAGAAUGACGAGGACGAGGAUGAUGAGGAAGAGGAGGGAGGAAGAGACGACUCUGCCCACAGCCCAGGGUUUGAGGAUAAGCCCAAGAUCCAGAAUGUCAUCCCCCAGCAGCUGUUGGACCAGUACCUCUCCAUGACGGACCCGGCCCGGGCUCAGACGGUGGAUACGGAAAUAGCCAAACACUGCGCCUUCAGCCUGCCGGGGGUAGCGCUCACUCUGGGGCGGCAGAACUGGCACUGCCUCAAGGAGACGUAUGAAACCCUCGCUACCGACGUGCAGUGGAAGGUGCGGCGCACGCUGGCUUUCUCCAUCCACGAGCUGGCCGUCAUCCUGGGAGACCAGCUGACCGCGGCCGACCUGGUGCCCAUCUUCAACGGCUUCCUCAAAGACCUGGAUGAGGUCCGCAUCGGCGUCCUCAAGCACCUCUACGACUUCCUCAAGCUGCUGCACGCAGACAAGAGGAGAGAAUAUCUGUACCAGCUGCAGGAGUUCAUGGUGACGGACAACAGCCGCAACUGGAGAUUCAGAUACGAGCUGGCAGAGCAGUUGAUCCUCAUCAUCGAGUUGUACAGCCACUUCGAUGUGUAUGACUACCUCAGACAGAUAGCACUUACACUCUGCUCCGACAAAGUCUCAGAGGUCAGGUGGAUCUCCUACAAACUGGUGGUGGAGAUCCUGCAGAAGCUGUACGCGUGUGGAGCCGAUGAUCUGGGCCUGAACUUCAUCAACGAGCUCACCGUCAGGUUCUGCCACUGUCCCAAGUGGGUGGGGCGGCAGGCCUUCGCCUUCAUCUGCCAGGCCAUCGUGGAGGAGGACUGCAUGCCCAUGGAGCAGUUUGGCCAGCACCUCCUGCCCAGCCUGCUCAGCCUCUCCUCGGACCCGGUGGCCAAUGUGCGCGUCCUGGUGGCCAAAGCUCUCAGGCAGAGUGUGAUGGAGAAAGCGUACUUCAAGGAGCCGGGCUGUGCCUUCUCUGACGAGCUGGAGGAGACGGUGAUGACCCUGCAGUCCGACAAGGACCGGGACGUCCGCUUCUUCGCCAGCCUGGACCCCAACAAAGGCCUGAUGGACACGGCUCCCUUGAUCUAGCCUCAGCACCUUCCCCCCCCCCCAUCCGCCCGUCUACCCACCCGGCAGCACCAGCGCCCGACCACUCGCCUGCUGGGCAGACCUGCACCACCAACCGCUGGGGGGGGGGCGUGUCAGAUGACCAAUCAGCAUGUUCCGAAAACACCAGCCGGGCCGCGUGGUUCUGGGCUCGUCGCGUACUUCUCAGAGGUUUUCCCCCGAAAAAUGAGCAGGACUCAAGAGGUUUUGCUGCUUCAGUCGGUGGGGGCCACCGCGUUGGUGCCCCCCUCCACACUAACGCUGACUGGGCCACUCCCCGAUCAGACUUUUAGAACUUAACGGGCUCAUUUUCUCCAAAGCUAAUUGUAAGCUUGAUUAUAAAAUUGCUGAAAUGAUUUGUUUUUUUCUUAAUGCUUCUUGUUUUUGUGGAUUUCUUAACAAACAAGCGGGCGAGACCUGCAGGACUCUGACGUGUGCACUAACUCAGGGGGACUCAUCUGAACCUAGACAGCAUUAUGACCUACACAAGAGCAGCAGCUCCUCCAUCCCUGGGGAGGGAGGAGGAGGAGGAGGAGGAGGAGGAGGAAGAGGAGGAAGAAAAGCUGUCUGAGCAACAAAACCAGCCGAACCGAGUAGCUCCGCUGGUGUCUCUCGCCUCAUUGUCCUUUGUCCUCUGAGAUGUCCUCUGUCAGCUUCCUCUUCGACCUUCUUCUCGCUCUCCACCUGGUCUUCACGGCCACUGAAACCACUACUGCUGCACAGAAGGAAUCGUGAUUCUGCCACUCAGCGUAACUCUUGAUUUAAAAAAAUAA